CAGCACCGUGAGCACCGAACGAAAGUCUCGUCACAUUCCUACUCCCGUCACCACACGAAUCUACAGACUUUCGAGCCCCGCAACCGCAGCAUCAUCCCCAAACGCAGCCGGCCAGCCGCAAUAUUGUAGAGUACUCUACAGUCCAUAGCAACAGAAGAUGAGAGAGAGAGAUCAGUAGUACAGUAGUCGUUUGUUCAAUCGUCUGCCGGGGUCCCAAAUCUCACUUCAGCCAGCAGAGCGCAGCUGUACAGCUGGUGGGAUCAAUGGUUGCCAAGACGAGGCGACAACUCGCCAAGCUCACGCUGCUUCUACUCGCCCUGCUCCUCCUCCUCGCCGCCAUCUUGCUGUGCGUCUUCCUGAUCCCGCGCCACCACAGGAGGCCGCUGCCCCCUGCCUCGCCGCCGCCGGGGAACGCGUCGAACCCCGACGACAGCAUCGUGGCGUUCGACUUCUCCCCGUACCUCAUCAUGUACAAGAGCGGCCGCGUGCACCGGCUGGACGGCACCGCCCGGUGCUCGGCCGGCGUCGACGAGGCCACGGGGGUGACCUCCAAGGACGUGGUGCUCGACAGCCGGACCGGGCUCGCGGCACGGAUGUACCUGCCCCCCAAGGACCCCGGCAGCAGCGGCAGGCGGCACCCGGUGCUGGUGUUCUACCACGGCGGCGCGUUCGUGAUCGAGUCGGCGUUCACGCCGCUGUACCACGCGUACCUGAACGGGGUGGUCGCGAAGGCGCGCGUGGUGGCGGUGUCCGUGGAGUACCGCCUGGCGCCGGAGCACCGGCUGCCGACGGCGUACGACGACUCGUGGCGGGCGCUCAAGUGGGUGGCCAGGAACGCCGCGUCCGGGCCGGAGCCGUGGCUGCGGGACCGGGGCAACCUGUCCAGGCUCUUCGUCGCCGGGGACAGCGCCGGCGCCAACAUCGCGCACAACAUGGCCAGGCGCGCGGGCGCGGGGGGCACGGAGGAGGGCGGGCUGGACGGCGGCGGCGCGGCCAUCACGGGGCUCCUGCUGCUGGACCCUUACUUCUGGGGGAAGAAGCCGGUGGCCGGGGAGACGACGGACCCGGCGCGGCGGCGCCAGUACGAGGCGACGUGGUCCUUCAUCUGCGGCGGGCGGUACGGUAUCGACGACCCGCUGGUGGACCCGCUGUCGAUGCCGGCGUCGCAGUGGCGGAAGCUGGCGUGCUCGCGCGUGGCCGUCACGUCGUCGGGCCUGGACGACUUCCGGCCGCGCGGCCUGGCGUACGUGGCGGCGCUCAACGGCAGCGGGUGGGACGGGGAGAUCCAGCAGUACGAGACGCCCGGCGAGCGGCACGUCUACUUCCUGGAUCGGCCCAAGGACCCGGAUUCCAUCAAGGAGCUGGCCUUCGUCACCGGAUUCCUCACCCGGGAGUAGCCGAGUAGGUAGACAUCACGGCGAGGGCGUACGACAGUAGUAGGUGUAAUCGUGAGGAUUGCUGGUUGCGGUACAUUAUUGAUUAAUGGAGAUAACUAUUGCUAGCACCGUAGCAUGUUCUUUUUGUUUUUUUGUGUUUGGAUCUUGAUAGGGUCGUUCUCGAGAAGUGGUGAUGAUUUGGUUGAUGGCGAGCGCGGUGAAUCUGGGGAUGGUAGCCUACCGCUGACAUCAGUUUCUUCCGGCUGCGCUGAAGCUCCCUUUGCGGUAAAGUUAUUUUUUUUUACCAUUGAGUGCAUUAGCUUCCGCUCCUUCUACUAAUGGAUUUGCAUUGGAAAAUUUGUAAACACAUAUAUGGCAAAAAAAAAACGUUACCUUUGCGUAGCUAGCAGUUCAAAAAAACUGCAGCCACAGCACAGCUGAAGCUGCAGCGAACAGGGGUCCAGAACUGUAUACUCCCUCCGUUCUAUAAAUAAAUGUAUUUCUUUGACUUCUAUGAUUCAUGUUUAA
Sorghum bicolor (sorghum) is the source of this 1904-nucleotide messenger RNA. RefSeq names its product probable carboxylesterase 12. The transcript has a single exon. The record is from RefSeq and is a predicted model, not a curated record. The coding region runs from base 264 to 1397 and encodes 377 amino acids. Gene Ontology annotation, molecular function: hydrolase activity. Lineage: Eukaryota; Viridiplantae; Streptophyta; Magnoliopsida; Poales; Poaceae.